AGAAAACCUUUCAUUAGAUACGUGUCUGACGCGAGGUAGGAGGUUGGAGGUAUGCCCCUCUUCAAAGGGCCUAAAAGGUCCAAGCAAACCAAUGUUGUAUUAUGAUCAUGUUCAACAGUCUUAUCGAUGGUACUGAUACUAUUUCUUAUAGACACAAGUGCGUCUAUGAAUCAAAGGACGUACCUUGGCACUACGUAUCUCGAUAUCGCCAAGGGAGCUGUGGAGUCCUUUAUGAAAGUUCGGUCGCGGGACCAGGCCGCUCGAGGAGAUCGUUACAUGCUGGUGUCAUUCGACGAGCCGCCAAACUGCAUCAAGGCUGGAUGGAGAGAAAGCCCAGCAACAUUUCUGGAAGAACUGAAAGGCUUGCAAGCUGCAAGUUUAUCUGGUCUUGGUCCAGCUCUGAAAGAGAGUUUCAACCUUUUGAAUUUACACAGACUUCAAUCUGGCAUUGAUAACUAUGGAAUGGGGAGAAAUCCUCAUUACUUAGAGCCAGCAAUUAUUGUUUCCAUAACAGACAAUGGUACUUUAUGCAACACUGCUGGUGUUCUGCCAGAGCUGCAUUUGCCCAUGCACAAUCAGCUCUCUGGCAGUGAACUAACAAAGGAGCCAUUCAGAUGGGAUCAAAGAAUGUUUAGCCUCAUCCUACAGAUUCCGGGGACAGCUCCUGAUGCAAAUGAGAAACUACAUCAAAAUCAGGUGAACCCUGAGGAGGCACCAAUAACUGCUAUGUGUGAUGUAACCGGAGGGAGAUCUUACGUGGUAGCGUCUCAUAAAAUGUUGAUGCAGAGUUUGGAAUCCAUUGCGCAGAAGAUCCAGCCAGGAGUAGUAAUAUAUUUUGAAAAAAUCGGACCCAAUCCUGAGCCAGUUAUUCGAGAAGGUGCAAGGACGCCGGGUACUGUGACGCCCAAACUGGAAGAUAUGGUCCCUUCACCUGAACACAUGGAUGUUGAUCAAGAGAAUAAGCCUUUAAUUGGGCAGACAUUGGUGAAUGGCAUUUUACCGUCUAUCGAUGGCCUAAAGAAAAACGCAACUUUUCAACCGAUUAAGUCAGAGGCAGAGGAAACUAGUUCGCAGAUGAUACAUGAAAAUCCUGUAAGAGGGAACGAAGCGCCAUUUGCGGGGAACGAAUUAAUGCACGAUUCAACGAACACAGAUGCUUCUCUGGAAGUUUCUACCACUUGGCAAAACACAAGACGAAUGAUAUACGUACGCUCAAAUCCGAGAGUAGCGAUUGGCCAUUGGCCAAUACCUGAAGCAUUUUGGCCAGAUCCAGGCGCUCAAAGCAUGCCACCCCGAGACGCCCAACCGAAUGUGCAGUUCACGUGCGCCAAUGCUGAGCCAAUGGUCAUUGAUAACUUGCCUUUCGAUAAAUAUGAACUGGAACCCUCGCCCUUGACGCAGUUCAUUCUGGAAAGAAAGCAACCAAAUUAUUGCUGGCAGACAUUUGUUAGUGGUUCUGGAAGAGAAGGGCGGUCCCCCCAACCUUUUGGCUACCUGAAGGCAAGCUCAAAUCUACAGACAGUCAAUUUAUUUGUGAUGCCGUACAACUAUCCUAUACUUCUGCCACUUUUAGAUGAGCUGUUUAAAGUUCAUAAAUGCAAGCCUCCAAUAAAGUGGAAGGAAAGCUUCGAGGCAUAUCUACAAACGAUGCCAAACUACUAUGCAGGGCCGUUGCGUAAUGCUUUGAGAAGAAUGCAAGCACCAAACAACCUCGUACCUGAUCACAUCGAUGGUUCUUUGAGUUUCAGUAUCAUUACGCAUUUGAAGAAAAUAAAGCAUCAAGCCAAGCUAGAAGCUGAUCGGCUUAUAAACUUGGUUGGCAAAAAAGCAACGAGAGAUGCAUUAAACCAACCGCUUCCACCCAUACCUCAAAUCAACGAAGGAAAACAUUUCGACUAUCGCAAAGUACUCCGAAAAACAUCGAUUGCAGAUCCAAGAAUUGCCCUGCGAAACACUGGAAAGUCUCAAAGUGACAUUUCAUUGAAUCUGGAAGACCGUGGGCUGCCAUUUCCCCAAGAGCAUAUUCAGACACAAAGCUUCAAGAACCCUUUCGAUAUCCCACGAAACCGGCUGAUCGAGCAGCUCCGAAGAAUGCGUCUUAAUUUCUUCCAUCCCGCAACUUCUAACAAAUUCGAAGAUGAAGACCAAAAGCAUUACAUAGCAAUCGGCCAAAUGGGGAAUUACCAAGAAUAUUUGAAAAUGGUUGCACCUUUGAGGGAAGUUGACCCAGGACAAACGAGGCUGCAUGCUUUUGGAAAUCCAUUCAAGCUGAAGCAGGAUCACCAGUUGUAUGCUGUAGACGAGGCCGACGUGAACGAGGCCAUUGCUGGACCGGGUAUGCCCGCUAAAAAGAGACCUGGGGAGAAUUCGUACAUAAACAACAAGAAAAGAAGGAAGAACGAAACACCUCCUCCAAGUCGCCGUCCACAGGGACCACCAAAUGUUCCGCCACCAAGGCCAGCAACGCCGCCGCCGCCGCCGCCUAUCAAAAUUCUUGCCAACAAGCGAAAAGAUUUCGUUAGUCCAACUGACAGCUUAGAGGAAAAGCCUGAAUUUGAAGAACUGAAGGAAAAAGAAGCAGAAAAAAGUGACAAAGUUGAAAAACUCGAGAGGACUGAGAAGAUUCUUGAAAACGGAAUUAGUCCGGAUAAAAAGGCUGUAGGUAAAGCCGUAAGUAAACAACUUCGAAAAUUGCAGGAGAUGCAUAAAAGUAAAUUAUCCAAAAACACCAAAAACAAUAAAACGGAUAAUGCAAAAAGCGGACUUGUUAAUGACGAUGAAAACCCGUCGCCGAUAUUAUCAAUACUGAGAACAACGUUUGGGCCUGAUGACGUCACAAAAUUGGAAGUUGCAGAGGAGGACGUUGAAGUGGAGGUUGGUAAGAAGCGAACACAGAAAGGAUCAAGAGGUGAAGAGGUUGCUGCGAAGCGAAACAAAUCGGAUGCUGCGGAGACGGAUAGAAGUAUUCUUAGUCCAAAAACUUGCCGUUUAUUGUUGCAAAGUGGUAAAAAUACUAGACUGCGCAUGGAAAUUUGGAAAGUGAUCAGAAAUCUCAAAGAUCGUGGCAAAUGUUUUCAACACAUCGAGCAAGCGGUUUCCAUGUUGGACGGGCCAAGCGAAGUAAAGUGCAUGUUUUUGAAAGACAUUAUCGAAGAGGUUGACAAGUUCAAGGUGGUCUCUUUGCGUGACAGACUAACAGCUCUGUUACGUGGAUUUGAUGAGAGUGUAUCGGAAGUUGAAGGUCGAUGCUCAAGAUGACGACUGCAAGACGAAAGAAGAAAACUUUGCGAUCAAGCGUGGAAUUUUACUACAGUGUAAUGGCGCAGGUCCUAGUGCUCUGUACGGAUGCAUCCCAAAAAACGGGCCAAGCCUUAGCGCGUGAUCUACAUUCCAGUGGAAGGCGCAGUUUGUUUAAGUUAUUCGUGUCAUCGAAUCGGAUUUAUAGAAUUACCCGUAAGUGAACUUAGGCCCAAUUAUGUAAACGCAGCAUUUGCUUUGCUGAUAAACAAAGUUUAAUAGAUGGGCUUAGCUUCUGAUAAGCAACGAGACUCUGCAGAUAUUUGGCGUUACUUAGAAUAUCCUACGGAGAUUAUCCCUCCUGGAGAAUAGAUUAGAGAAAAGAGAUUCUCGUCUUAGUUUAUAAAUCUGAAAGGAAGCCCAAAUUUUCGCGUAAAUUUUCAAAUUGUUGUCAUUUUGGAAAUAAGAACUCAUAUCGUCCAAACACGCGUUUUAUUUAGAAUGCCGUUAUGACACAAGCCGCCUUAUUAUAGGGGAAGUUUUAAACAAGAGUUGAACUAGAAACAAAGUAGAUCGUCCUUUACUAGGAAAGGAAUUUACCACGCCUUGUGUCCUUAGAAGUCGCAAAUCGAACAGCUUAUUGGUGAAGGCUGCUCUUUGUCUGGAUGUCAAACAAGGCCCCGUAUAACAAAUGCGCGCCAUUUUGUAAAUAUGACUUUGGUAGCUUAAAGGCACAUGUUCGCCGUAAUUGUUUAUGUUUGGAAUGUUUUAUAAGUUAGAAGAGUCGCUUGCCGGUGAUUAGACUGGUGUCAUUUCUUUAAAUAGAUGAAUAGAACUAAAGUUUGGUGAAAUGCGGUCUCGGCCUUUCUUGUCGUUGGAAAUGAAACAAUGUCGCUUGGUCUGCAUUUCACUCUAGUGAAAAUUAAUAGGGUGAAGUCAACGUUGCAAACAGCGUUUCUAGAACCACCGUUUUCGACAAAUAUAGGUUGAGUUACCGAUGGAUUUUAGGUUUAGACCCACUGUUGACGACUGUGGGAAGGACGGUUUAGACAAAAGAACUUCUAAUUUGGAAAGUACAAUGCCAGCUUUAGUUUAAUGUCAGAAUACUUUUGUAGAUUGUUUAAAGAUUUCCAGACAUUAGAAAUUUCAAAACUUAGCUACAACAUUAUUGACAGUGGUGAUAUCAUAUCAAGCCUGAACAUUUGUCAAUUUCCAGAAAGGUUUUGUCACAAAUCUAGUGCGUUGUCAAAAUCUCAACAAAGUACCUCAAUUUGCGAAAUUCACUCCUUUUUUGGCAAUAGUUCUGUAGAAAUUAUUAUAGCUGGUCAGGUAGUUCUGCAAAAUUAGGUGAAACAAAGCACGGUCUUGUGCCUCUUGAUCUAUGGCCUUGUAUAAAGUACCAAAGGUGGAAAUCAAAGUCCACCUAUUUAGAUCCUGUUAGACUUAGUUAUAGUGUCGUAGAUAAAAUAUCAUUACUUCUAUGGUGAUUUUUCUUUUUGUCGAGUUCUUUUCAACAAUGCCCUGUCAACAAUGCAAAAUAAAAUAAGUUUAUUAGGUAAACUAUAUAACCUAGAUGCGAUAUAAUAAUCUUAAAGAUGCCGUGAAGAUGCAUACCCGUUUAUAUUUGCAAGUAAAAACACCACGCUUUCACACAAAUGUCAUUUGUGGCCAGGCUAAAAGCCAUAUGUCAUAUAAGCUAAAAGUCAUAUGUCGUAGUACAGUCGAUUUCAAUGGUUCUCCAAAAAUGUCUAUUCGAUUAAUCCAAUCAGAUUGCAAGUCAGAUUAUUACUAAAGAUAAAUCAUAUAUGUUAUCCGAUAAUGAGCAAAAAUCUUGGCAAAUAACGAUACUGUCUAGGUCCAAAGAGCUAUAAAUGUUCCAUAUGAAUAAAAUUCCUUCUGACGUAAGAAGCAAUGAAGUACAAAAUGUUUUAGUGUGUUUGAUUUAUAUACAGGCGAUUUAUAAAUUUAUAUAAAGGAUCUCUUUAUUGAUAGAGCUUUACGCUUAGUCAAAGCUAGAGAACAUAAGUUUUCUAAUUAACUCUGAGAUUGCCAAGCCAAGCAAAAUGUUUCUUAUACUGUUUGUUGCUAACAUCAUAACUUUUAUUAAAAGGCGAUUAUUCGACUUACUUCUUGCGUCAGGGGACGUAACUCGGUAGACUUCUCGCAUAAUAACAAUGAGGACUCCGUUAGCUAUUUGCUCAAUGCGUUUUCCCGCAUUCUCAAAUUAGGUCGUCGUAGAAACUAGGCAAGAGGGGGGGGGGGGGGGGGGUUCUUCAUUUUGUCAUUAAAUAAAUAGGAGGAAAAGUAUUUUUCUACCAUAGAAGUAUUUUUAAGUUUUAACUACAGCCCCGUAUCAUAUUUGACUUCCAUUUAUUGACGUCAGCUGAAUAAUGAAUACGACCCUGCUUUUCCAGGCGAUUUCAUUUCCUCCACCCUAUCAGCUACCAACUAUUGCUUGAUCAUUACUUUCUUGUAAGAGAAAUAAAUUAUUCCACAUCUACAUCCAUGAUUUUGACAAAAUUAACGAACCCUUGCCUAGAACUUUAGUCAGUAUAAAGUCAGUAUAAUAUAGGCAACAUGCAGCGGACGCGAAUUCUACCAAUACGCCACCGCGCACGACACAAUACCCACAGGACUGGGGUCUAGUUUCAUUUUGUUACGUCAACAAAGCCUAACCUUCACCAAUAAGCUUAAUGUAUAUUUUACACAACGUCAUUUGAGAUAUCUGUAAAAGGCUAUUGUACAUAUUUGUAAGUAAAGUUCUUGCUGUAUAGUGUACAGAAGCAGAUUAAAUGCCUCUUUUUCAA
Messenger RNA from Rhopilema esculentum, 6044 nucleotides. Its product is annotated as integrator complex subunit 6. NCBI's taxonomy places the organism in Eukaryota, Metazoa, Cnidaria, Scyphozoa, Rhizostomeae, Rhizostomatidae. Gene Ontology annotation, biological process: snRNA 3'-end processing. The record is from RefSeq and is a predicted model, not a curated record. Gene Ontology annotation, cellular component: integrator complex.